Molecule: messenger RNA, 3092 nt
Organism: Salvia hispanica
Lineage: Eukaryota; Viridiplantae; Streptophyta; Magnoliopsida; Lamiales; Lamiaceae
Source: RefSeq, a predicted model, not a curated record
UUCAACUACACACCAUAUUCCUAUUUCCCUUCUCUCUCUCUCUCUGCACUAACUCCAUUGCUCAUUUGCUCUCUCUCUCUCUUUUCUCCUCCCUUCAAUACAUUCCCCAAAACCCCCCUCACCGCCCUCCGCCCACAGCCUCCACCCUCCGCCUCCCUUUCACACUCAUAUAAUGCACCCACGGCCACGACCGCCGUCACGACCUAGUCAACUCCACGUUCAACACCAUCAAAAUCCUCCACAUAUAAUAAAUCACACUACCUAAUUAAUUUCGCCUCGUGCCACAAACGUAUUAAUCACCACAGCUUUCCCCACACACAAUGGCCGCAACUAAUGCCGCCGCGACGCCGCCGCUGGAGUCGACCUCGGCCCCAUCGGAGGAGCUGGCCGCGAAGGCGGUGAGCAAGCGGUACGAGGGGCUGGUGAUGGUACGGACCAAGGCGAUUAAAGGGAAGGGCGCCUGGUACUGGGCCCACCUGGAGCCCAUUCUCGUCAACAACUCCGACACCGGCCUCCCCAAAGCCGUCAAGCUCCGCUGCUCCCUCUGCGACGCCGUCUUCUCCGCCUCCAACCCCUCCCGCACCGCCUCCGAGCACCUCAAGCGCGGCACCUGCCCCAACUUCGCCUCCGCCCCCAAGCCCAUCUCCUCCCUCCCCCCUUCUUCCGCCUCCGCCACUCUCUCCCCCACCUCCCCUCACCCGCCCCACAACCACCGCAAACGCGCCUCCUCCUCCUCCUCCGGCGGCGGCAACGGCACCUCCUCCGUCAUCCCUCCCCUUGCAAUCGUCGACCCCUCGAGAUUCACAGUGGAUUUAGCCUACCCGCCGCCGAGCACGAGCCUAAUCGUCACCUCCGGCGGCGCAAGCCCCUCCGGCCUGUACGGCCACCAGCAGCAAUUAGUCCUCUCCGGCGGAAAAGAGGAUCUGGGCGCUCUAGCAGUGCUGGAAGACAGCGUGAAGCGCCUCAAGAGCCCCAAAGCCUCUCCCUCGCCGGCAUUGAGCAAGGCCCAGGUCGACUCCGCCCUCGACUCCCUCGCCGAUUGGGUCUACGAAUGCUGCGGCUCCGUCUCCUUCUCCAGCCUCGACCACCCCAAAUUCAAAGCCUUCCUCAAUCAAGUCGGCCUCCCCGCCAUCUCCAAGCCCGACUUCGCCGGCUCCCGAUUAGACGCCAAGUACGACGAGGUCAAGUCCAAAUGCGAGGCCAAAAUCCGCGACGCCAUGUUCUUCCAAAUCGCCUCCGACGGCUGGAAGCCGCACGACUUCACCCGCGAUGGCAAUUUGGUCAAUUUAUCCCUCAAUCUCCCCAACGGCACCAGCGUCUUCCGGAGGGCCGUCUUCACCACCGGCUACGUCCACUCCAAGUACGCCGAGGAGGUCCUCUGGGAUACCAUAACCGACAUUUGCGAUUCCAAUGUGCGUCAAUGCGUGGGCGUCGUUUCCGACAAGUUCAAGGCCAAAGCAUUGGCGAAUCUCGAGAGUCAGCAUCCGUGGAUGGUGAACCUCUGCUGUCAGUAUCAAGGCUUCACUAGUCUGAUCAAGGAUUUAGGGAAAGAGCUUGUCCUGUUCAAGAACGUGGCGAACAACUGCAUGAAGCUCGCGGCUUUCGUCAACAACAAAUCCCAAAUUCGCCACAGCUUUCAGAAAUUCCAGCUGCAGGAAUACGGCCACGCCGGCUUGCUGAGGGUUCCGUUCGAUGCCUCGGAUUUUUGGGCUGUUUACGCGCUCGUUGAGGAUAUUCUGAGCUCUGCUCGUGCCCUGCAUUUGGUGCUGUCGGAUGAGUCCUACAAAAUAGAGGAGCCGAUCGCUAGGGAAGUCGCGGAGACAAUGAGGAAUCCUCACUUCUGGAACGAGUUAGAAGCCGUGCACUCUUUAGUGAAGCUGAUCAAGACAAUGGCUCAAGACAUCGAGACAGAGAAGCCGCGGAUCGGGCAAUGCCUGCCUCUAUGGGAGGAGCUUAAACUCAAAGUGAAGGACUGGUGCUCUAAGUUCAACAUUAUGGUAGCACCCGUGGAGAAGGUGAUCGAAUCGAGGUUCAAGAAGAACUACCAUCCGGCAUGGGCAGCUGCGUUCAUUCUCGACCCGCUCUACUUGAUUAGGGAUGCUAGCGGGAAGUACCUCCCGCCCUUCAAAUGCUUGAGCCACGAGCAGGAGAAGGACGUGGACAAGCUUAUAAUGCGGCUCGUGUCAAGGGAGGAGGCGCACAUUGCGCUCAUGGAGCUGAUGAAGUGGCGGACGGAAGGGCUGGAUCCAGUGUACGCGCAAGCUGUGCAGCUGAAGCAGAGGGAUCCGAGCACGGGGAAGAUGAGGAUUGCCAACCCGCAGAGUAGUAGGCUUGUGUGGGAGGCGCAUUUAACGGAGCUCAAGUCGUUGGGGAAGGUGGCAGUUAGGCUUAUCUUCCUCCAUGCUACGUCGUCGUCUGGCUACAAACGCAACUCGUCGUUGCUGAGAUGGGUGAGUGCUCAUUCGCAUUCGAGGGUGGGGAUGGACAGGGCUCAUAAGUUGAUGUUCAUAUCUGCACAUUCGAAGCGGGAGUUUGGCGAUGAUGGCGACGACAAGGAGAACGAGCUUUUCGGAUUGGCAAAUGGUGAGGACGAUGUGCUCAAUGAGGUUUUUGUUGAUACUUCCUCUGUAAGCAUCUAGUUGACAAAAUGAGAAGAUGAAGAGAGCAAAGGGUGAAUGUGAGGGAUGGCCCACCAAGAGCAAAGCAAAGUGGGAGUCUACUCCAAAUUUUGGUUGUUGGAGAGAAGGCUUUAUUGGAAUCAUGGUUAAGUUUUAAACAUUGGAAAGGUGGUGGUGUUCAUGCAGAUUCGUUGGGUGAUGCCCCCCAUCAUCGCAUAAAGGGGACCCAAAGUUGAUCAAAAUUGUCGACAGUGAUUGCAUAACCAAGAUUUGACUAAUUGUAGAUGCAAACUUAUCAUUAUCCACCAUUUUUCAUGUGCUUCUCUACUUUUCUUUUUUUUUGUGUUUGCUUUGCUUAUUCAUGAAUUAUUAUUAUUCUUCCACUUUCUCAUUUCAUUUGAUUACACCAUCAAUGUAUUGUUAGAAAUCAUGUUUUAAUAUUGUAGUAGGAGUAUCUUGUUUUUCUCUUUACCA